AUGAAGCCUGGGAGGACAGGAAUUAUAGGCAUGAAAGAAGAGAUGCAUGGUAUUGUACUAGGAAUAGCUGGUGGAUUCUCCACUGUGUUUCUGGUACGGACACAUGGUGGAAUACGAUGUGCAUUAAAGCGAAUGUAUGUUAAUAACUUGCCUGAUCUCAACAUCUGUAAAAGAGAAAUAACAAUUAUGAAAGAGUUAUCUGGACAUAAGAAUAUUGUGGGUUACUUGGACUGUGCAGUUAAUUCAGUUAGUGAUAAUGUAUGGGAAGUACUCAUCUUAAUGGAAUACUGUCGAGCUGGACAGGUUGUGAAUCAAAUGAAUAAGCGACUGCAAACAGGUUUCACAGAGCAGGAGGUGCUGCAGAUUUUUUGUGAUACCUGUGAGGCUGUGGCUAGGCUACAUCAGUGUAAGACUCCAAUUGUGCACCGUGACCUCAAGGUAGAAAAUAUUUUGUUGAAUGAUGGUGGAAACUACGUCCUUUGUGAUUUUGGCAGUGCAACUAAUAAAUUCCUUAAUCCUCAGAAAGAUGGGGUAAAUAUAGUAGAAGAAGAAAUUAAAAAGUAUACGACUCUGUCAUACAGAGCUCCUGAAAUGAUCAACCUUUAUGGAGGGAAACCUAUCACCACCAAGGCUGAUAUCUGGGCAUUAGGAUGCUUACUGUAUAAGCUUUGCUUCUUUACUGUUCCUUUUGGCGAGAGUCAGGUUGCUAUUUGUGAUGGAAGUUUUACUAUCCCAGACAAUUCUAGUUAUUCUCAUAACAUUCACUGUUUAAUAAGGUAUAUGCUUGAACCAGAUCAAGAACAUAGGCCUGAUAUUUUCCAAGUGUCCUAUUUUGCUUUUAAAUUUGCCAAAAAGGAUUGUCCAGUUUCUAACAUCAAUAAUUCUUCUCUUCCUUCAUCUCUUCCGGAACCUUUGACUGCUAGUGAGGCAGCUGCUAGGAAAAACCAAAUAAAAGCCAGAAUAACAGAUACUAUUGGACCAACAGAAACCUCAAUUGCACCAAGACAGAGACCAAAGGCUAAUUCAAGCACUGCCACUCCUAAUGUGUUAGCAAUUCAGAGCUCAGCCACACCAGUUAAAGUACCUGUUCCUGGUGAAAUUGGUAACCAUAGACUGAAAGGAACAUUGAGACUUGGAAACAGUCAAGAGAUGGUGUUGACUCAGGGUCAGCAGCCUCCCCAGCAACAUAGAGUGCUCCAACAGUUACAGCAGGGCGAUUGGAGAUUGCAGCAACUUCAUCCUGUACAUCACCCUCUCCAUUACCAGCACCAGCAGUUAUUGCAGGAUGCAUAUAUUCAGCAGUAUCAGCAGGCAGUGCAACAGCAGCAGAUAGUGCAACAACAAUUUUUAAUGCAGUCACUGUAUCAACAGCAAUCAUCUGCAUCCCAGUACCCUGCACUGAUGCAGCAGUAUCAGCAGACUUUCUUACAGCAGCAGAUGUUUGCACAGCAGCAGCAGCCUCAGCAGCAACAGUCACCUGAAUAUCUCACUUCCCCCCAAGAGUUCUCAUCAGCUUUAGUUUCCUGCCCAUCAUCUCUUCCUUCCCAGGUUGGAGCCAUAAUAGACUCUUCUUACAGUGCCAAUAGAUCAGUUCCUGAUGCAGAGGCAGCCACUACUUUCCCAAAUCAAAACAUGAAUAACCCACCUGACAUGUCGGGCUGGAAUCCAUUUGGAGAGGACAAUUUCUCUAAACUAACAGAAGAGGAACUCUUGGACAGAGAAUUUGACCUUCUGAGAUCAAACAGGUUCGAGGAGAGAACAUCCUCAGAUAAGAAUGUAGACCCACUUUCUGCUUCACAGAACCAUCCUCCAGAAGAUCCUUUUGGUUCUGUACCUUUCAUUUCUCACCCAGGUUCUCCUGAAAAGAAGGUUGAGCAAUCAUCUAGCAGUCAAGAAAAUAGCAUAGGUAAUUCCAUCAAAGAUUUCAAAACAAACCAGGUAUCAAAAGGUGACCAGAAUGGAAGAAAAAGUGAAACUUCUACAAGGGGACAUAUUCAGAAGAGGAGUGAUGAAUCUGAGAGUGAUUUUGAAUCAGAUCCCCCGUCUCCUAAGAGUAGUGAUGAUGAAGAACAUGAAGAUGAAGACGUUCUUCAAGGAGAACAAGGCGAUUUCAACGAUGAUGACACUGAACCAGAGAAUUUGGGCCAUAGGCCUCUUCUCAUGGAUUCUGAAGAUGAUGAUGAAGAAGAAAAACACAGUUCUGAUUCAGAUUGUGACCAUACCAAAGCAAAAUAUGCAGAAGUGAACCCUCUUCAAAGCUACAAAGACAAAAUUGGGAGUGGCCAUGCCAGAGGUCCUGGUAUAACCCUCCCCAGCCCAACACAGUUACCUUCUGGUCUGGGAAGAGUAACCCCCAGACAGGAAUUUGAUGUCUUUGGCUCUGUCCCCUUCUUUGCGCUUCAUGCUCAGCAGCCACAGCACAAAGGGACAAAUGAAAAAAGCUUGUCUGUACAGACUGUUUUUCAAAACGUGGCAGUAGAGCAGGAUGACUUUGAUGUAUUCACAAAGGCGCCCUUCAGCAAGAAGGCAACAUUACAGGACUGCUGUGGGGCAAGACCUGAGGCACAGACUCUUCCCACAUGCCCCAAAAGUGUAGACAUAUUUGGCUGUACUCCCUUUCAACCUUUGCCCGCGUCCACACAUGAAAGUGAAAGCAAGGAGGACCUUUUUGGGCUUGUGCCUUUUGAGGAGAUAGCUGGGUGUCAGCAGCAGCAAAAGGCAAAACAGCGGAACCUACAGAAACUCUCCUCCCGCCAAAGGCGCAUAAAGCAAGAGGUGUCAAAAAGUAAUGGAAAGCGGCAUCAUGGGACCCCGACUAGCACAAAGAAGACUGCCAAGCCCACUUACCGGACACCAGAGAGGGCCCGCAGGCACAAGAAAGUAGGUCGGCGAGACUCUCAGAGUAGCAAUGAAUUUUUAACUAUCUCAGACUCCAAGGAGAACAUCAGUGUGGCACUGACUGACAGUAAAGACAGAGGGAGUUCCCUGCAAUCGGAAGAGAACCUGUUGGAUCCUUUUGGUGCCAAACCCUUCCAUCCACCAGACCUGAUACGGCACCCCUCCCAUCAAGGCCUGAGUGAUAACCGUGGGGACCACAGUACGGCCCUGCCUGGGAGACCGAGGCAGAGCUCAUUACAUGGGUCUUUUCAUAGUGUAGAGGGAUUGAAAAUGGAUGACUUUGGUGCAGUGCCCUUCACAGAACUGGUGAUACAAAGUAUCACACCACAGCAGUCCCCGCAGUCCCAACAAGGAGAGUUAGAUCCAUUUGGUGCUGCUCCAUUUCCUUCUAAGCAGUAG
Molecule: messenger RNA, 3297 nt
Organism: Gracilinanus agilis (Agile Gracile Mouse Opossum)
Lineage: Eukaryota; Metazoa; Chordata; Mammalia; Didelphimorphia; Didelphidae
Gene: BMP2K
Product: BMP2 inducible kinase
Exons: 16
Coding region: 1-3297 (1098 amino acids)
Biological process (GO): protein phosphorylation
Molecular function (GO): ATP binding; protein kinase activity
Source: RefSeq, a predicted model, not a curated record